Catharus ustulatus (Swainson's thrush) is the source of this 3334-nucleotide messenger RNA. RefSeq names its product potassium voltage-gated channel subfamily C member 4 (gene KCNC4). Gene Ontology annotation, biological process: protein homooligomerization; potassium ion transmembrane transport. Gene Ontology annotation, cellular component: axon; voltage-gated potassium channel complex; dendrite membrane. Gene Ontology annotation, molecular function: delayed rectifier potassium channel activity; protein binding. The coding region runs from base 235 to 2319 and encodes 694 amino acids. NCBI's taxonomy places the organism in Eukaryota, Metazoa, Chordata, Aves, Passeriformes, Turdidae. The record is from RefSeq and is a predicted model, not a curated record. The transcript is spliced from 5 exons.
CAGCUUUGGGCGGGUGUUGCUGGCUAAAAGAUCCCUUCCUUCCCCAGAAACAACUCAUUUGUCUGCUUGGCCACCUCCUCCCACCCAGGAACGGCCGCGCUUGGGUGCACGAAGCUCUUCCUGGCGGGAUGAAAGUCGACAGAUAAAAUAUUAGCAUCAGGUCGCAGCAUUCCUUCCUCCUGGCCAAACUCGCAUUACGACGAUGAGGAGCUAAGCUGCGAUGCCUGGCCGGUGAUGCAAGGCUCGAUUUUUCCAGCACGGUUUUCCCUCGGGCUCCAGGCUCUCCCGCUGGUGCAGCUCCGGGUGCUUUGGGUGUGGAGCUCCGCCAGGAUCCGGCCCUGCAAGCUGUGGAGUUGCAGUCCCAGCUGGAGCAGGGCUUGCUUGGUGUCCCAUCUCUGUCCUCCUCUCCCGCCUUCGCUGGACCCCAGCUCCUCGCCCGGAGGAAGGGUGCACGCUGUGGGCAUCUCCCAUCCACCGAAAUCUAUGAUCAGCUCGGUGUGUGUCUCCUCCUACCGUGGACGCAAGUCUGGGAACAAACCACCCUCCAAAACAUGCCUGAAGGAAGAGAUGGGCAAAGGGGAAGAGUCGGACAAGAUCACCAUCAAUGUAGGUGGCACCCGGCACGAGACGUACAAAAGCACCCUGCGGACUCUGCCGGGCACCCGCCUGGCCUGGCUGGCUGACCCCGAUGCCCAGAGCAACUUUGACUUUGAUGGGAAAAGCAACGAGUUCUUCUUCGACCGCCACCCCGGGAUCUUCUCCUACGUGCUCAACUACUACCGCACCGGGAAGCUGCACUGCCCCGCGGACAUCUGCGGGCCCCUCUUCGAGGAGGAGCUCACCUACUGGGGCAUCGACGAGACCGACGUGGAGCCCUGCUGCUGGAUGACCUACCGGCAGCACCGCGACGCCGAGGAGGCCCUGGACAUCUUUGAGAGUCCCGAGCCUGGUGGAGGGGCUGCUGGAGAGGAGCCUGAAGAGGAGGGGGGUAGGGAGAUGGCCCUUCAGCGCCUGGGCAUGGAUGACAGGCCCCCAGGGGCGGCGGGGGCUGCUGGAGGAGGUGGCUGCUGCAGGAACUGGCAGCCCAAGAUGUGGGCGCUCUUUGAGGAUCCCUACUCGUCCAAGGCGGCCAGGGUGGUUGCUUUCGCCUCGCUUUUCUUCAUCCUGGUCUCCAUCACGACCUUCUGCCUGGAGACGCACGAGGCCUUCAACAUCGAUGUCAACGUGACGGAGACCCUGGUGGUCGGCAACACCACGACGGUGCUGCUGACCCACAAAGUGGAGACGGAGCCCAUCCUCACCUACAUCGAAGGGGUCUGCGUGCUGUGGUUCACCCUCGAGUUCCUGGUCCGCAUCGUCUGCUGCCCAGACAAGCUUCUCUUCAUUAAAAACCUGCUCAACAUCAUUGACUUCGUGGCCAUCUUGCCCUUCUACCUGGAGGUGGGUCUCAGCGGCCUGUCCUCCAAAGCUGCCCGGGACGUGCUGGGCUUCCUGCGGGUGGUGCGCUUCGUCCGCAUCCUCCGCAUCUUCAAGCUGACGCGGCACUUUGUGGGUCUCCGCGUGCUGGGCCACACGCUCCGGGCCAGCACCAACGAAUUCCUGCUCCUCAUCAUCUUCCUCGCCUUGGGGGUCUUGAUUUUCGCCACCAUGAUCUACUACGCCGAGCGGAUCGGAGCCAAGACGUCCGACCCCACCGGGAGCGACCACACUCACUUUAAGAACAUCCCCAUCGGGUUCUGGUGGGCCGUGGUCACCAUGACGACGCUGGGUUACGGUGACAUGUACCCCAAGACGUGGUCAGGGAUGGUGGUGGGGGCCCUGUGCGCCCUGGCCGGGGUGCUGACCAUCGCCAUGCCCGUGCCCGUCAUCGUCAAUAACUUUGGGAUGUACUAUUCAUUGGCCAUGGCCAAGCAGAAGCUGCCAAAGAAGAAGAAAAAGCAUAUACCCCGUCCGGCGCCGCUGGACUCCCCCACCUACGGCAAAUCCGAGGAAAACUCGCCCCGGAACAGCACCCAGAGCGACACCUGCCCUUUGGCAGUGGAGGAGGGGGCCACUGAGCGGAAGCGGUCAGACUCCAAGCAGAACGGCGAGGCCAACGUGGUGCUGUCGGACGAGGAGCAGCCGCUGUCCCCAGCGGACGAGGAGAAGCGGCCGAUGCGGCGCUCCAGCACCCGGGACAAGAACAAGAAAUCCUCCACGUGCUUCCUGCUGGCCACGGGGGACUUCUCCUGUGCAGCUGAUGGAGGCAUCCAGAAAGAUUCCUGCCAGGACACCCUCGCUUCCAGUUACCCCCAGGGUGAGGUGGUCACCUUCUCCUGAGCCCCAGCUGGAUGCAGGCAGCACCCUGGGAGGGAUGAUUUCCCCAAGGGAUGCCCUGUCUGAGGGGGAGGGAUGUGUAUCCCCAGGGAUGCUCUCCCCAGGGUGGAAGGAUGCUCUCCAUGGGGCCAAGGGAUGCUCUUCCUAAGGAUAAAGGAUGCAUUCCCCCAGGGAUGCCCUCCCCAAAACCCAGGGAUGCUUCCCUCAGGCUGGGACAUGCAUUCCUCCAGGGAUGCUGCCCCCAAGGCCAAGGGAUGCUCUUCCCAAGGGAGAUGCCCUCCCCAAGGCUGAGGGAUGCUCUCCCCAAAGCCCAGGGGUGCUCUCCCCAAGGCUGGGACAUGCAUUCCCCCAGGGAUGCUCUCCCCAGGACCAAGGGAUGCUCUUCCCAAGGCUGGGACAUGCAUUCCUCCAGGGAUGCUGCCCCCAAGGCCAAGGGAUGCUCUUCCCAAGGAGUUUUCUUCCCCCAGAGCUCCAGCUCCAUGCCCGGGGUGGGGCUGGCAGUUGGGUCCCCCUGAGAGGUGCCCCAGAGCAGCAGGGCUGGGAGGGAGCUCGGGGACAGCCCCAGGUCCCCUUCCUGGUGCCAGCCCUGCCACGGCCACGCUGCCCCAGCCCCCCUGGGCUGCCCCUCCCCCUGCCCACGCUUUUGGCUGCACCUCCCCCUCCAGCUCUGGAGAUCCAGCUGCUCACCAGGACAUCUCUGCUCGGGCCCCUCCAUCGUCACUCGGCCCCUGGGACCCUUCAGGGCACCAAAGGCUCCACUGCAGGAGCCACCACGGCCCCCUCCCACUGCUGAUCCCACGGGCACAGGGGAUUAGGGGGGAGUGGGGUGCAGGGAUGGGAUGGGAAGCAAUAGGAGACCGAGGUGUGGGGAUCCCGGGGGCCUGGAGGGGUCAGGGCCCUUCCACUGCUGUUCCAUUCUCUGUGACCAAGGCAAUACUCCUGUCUGUCUGUCCUGUUCGCAUGCCUGUCCCACAUCGACUUCCAAUAAAGACAUCCAUGAGCUGAGUCAGCUCCUGUA